Molecule: messenger RNA, 2287 nt
Organism: Thrips palmi
Lineage: Eukaryota; Metazoa; Arthropoda; Insecta; Thysanoptera; Thripidae
Exons: 4
Coding region: 352-1674 (440 amino acids)
Molecular function (GO): protein binding
Source: RefSeq, a predicted model, not a curated record
GUAGCAAAGCCAGCACUAAGUGUGCUUACCACAUCAAGCCGUUUUGAUUUGCCAACGAUAGGCAAGCUUGGCCCCGAACUACUCUCCGGCUUGCCAAAAUCUGGCGAGCACUUGAAGGUUCGAGUGUAUGCCCUGCUGCGAAUUCAUACCUAAGGCAACUUCCGAGAGAAAUGAGGAAUCACAGAGACUCCAAAACGAAGGCAGGAAACCGGAGUUGAAGGGUUCUGAUCGGCGUGUCCACCACUAGAAGGACGUCCUAGGAAAUACCUACGACUUCCGCACACGAGAAACCUUCGGAAGGGGACAGCUCGUUGCAUUCCGACUCCUCGCCACUUCCGCCAGGUCUUCAGCAUGGAUCAAUCACUGCUGGCCCUGCCGGACGACGCGUUGGUGCGCGUGUUGGCCCUCCUGCCGCCCAGAGAGGUCUUCCGCCUCCGAUUGGUGUGUCGGCGGCUCCGGGACCUGAGCCUCCACCGGGACGUUUGGCGCUCCGUUGGCCUGUCUGGCGGUGACAAAGGCCUUCUCCAAGCCGCGCUCAGACUCGCCCCCUGCCUCCGCGAAGUCACCCUGCUCUCGCCGGACCUGCAGGCUGCGGCCUGCACCGUUUUCAACACCAAAUGCGUCGUCACCGACCUCAAGCUGUCCGUUCAGAAUGAGACCGAUGCUGCCUGGGCCACCGCCAUAGUGCAAAGGUUCUCCACUCUGGGCGGCUUGAGGGAUAUCCGCCUAUAUCUGCACCGUGCCGCCCCCGAGGCUUUGCAUCCCCUCCUGCUUAUGGUUUACGGCGUUCAAGACUUAAGCGUAUUGAAUGUACACAUUCACUCGGACAUGUCACAGCUACCGCCUCUACUGUCAGACCUGGAGCCCAGGCCUUCCUUAACUGUACUCGCGUACCUAGGUGCAGCCCCUGACCCUUUCCUCUGUUCGUUAUUGCGUACGCACGCGGCCACCCUUGAGGAUGUUGUUCUGUUCCUGGCGGAUGGGCUCCCCACAUCCCUGUUGGGAUCGAUGCCCAGGCUGCGCUCCCUGUGGUGCCGUCUCACUGAUGACCUAUCUCAGCUGAAAAGCUUAUCAGACCUGGAUUCAUUUGGGCUGUUGGAUCGCGAAGUGCAGGACGUACCUUGUCCGGGAACAGUGGACUUCCUCCUUCAGGGGCCGCGCUUGCGGACCGUGGAGUUUGACUUCGAACCCAACCACCCAAUUCUCGGCGCUGCCCUUCUGGAGGCUUUGGCCCAGUCGCCGUCCGCCCCCGUUCUGGAAAGACUGUCCUUACACGGUGUGCAAGACUCGCUUGUGGCCGCGGCACUUCAGCGGUUCCCAUCCCUGCGAGCACUCGCCCUUGAAUUGGACGCCAUGCCCUCGGACGAUUUCUUCCGGGCAGUGAGCCCCGCCUCCACGCCGCGCCUUGCCACGCUGCAACUUGUGCCCCACCGCUGCCCCCACGCCUGGCUGCACGACCCGGCCGUGCAGGACGUCCUCGCGAGGAACGCGGGGCUCCACCUCCGCCUGUCAGGCCCUCCCACCCUCGAGGACGACUGUGCCUGUCGGUGGUGCCUCUGGCGCUGCCACCGGGACGAGCUCCGGACGCACGCAGGCCUGCAGUCCGCCUUCUCGGCGCACACCAGGCGGCCCGGCUGCCCCGGGGACUGCCGAAGGUGGCUCUGGUAUGUUUAGGCAGGCACACUGUCUACCAAGUCCGAUUUAUUCAAUUUGCUGCAUUUAAGUUCUUAUUUCAUUCAGUAAUUUAUAGUAUAAUUUACCAAGGUAUUAAGCAACAACCUGGUUUUAGGCAAUUGCUUAACCGCACAGGUUUCAUUUAUCUUCUUUUCAUAGAAAUUACCUGCAUUGUUUGUGGAUCCAAGCCAGAGCACUGACAGUAUUGAGGCACAAAUGGUCCUUAUUCGCGACCUGGUUGAAAUUGCUAUUUAAAACCAGUUCCCGAUGAAGGAAUGGUUGGUGCCGGAAUCAAAAUAUUUAUUCACGACUAUUUAUGAAAUCCUACUGUGCACAACUGACAGGCUCACUUCGAUCGACUGCAUUCGGUACCGUUUUCCUUCAGAUGAUCGUAACUUCUGUGUGAAAGUUCUUUGAAAUGUUAAACUUUUUACUAUUUAUGCCGAAUUAUGGCGUUCUCAAUUGUACGUUUUUACUUAUUUUGUAACAAUAUUAUGUUAAUGCAAUGGCAAGCUGGGAUUAACUCUGAUUAUGGAAAAGGUUAAAUAUUGUGAACAUGCAAACUAAACCCUUCAUUUGUUUAAUGCUCCAAUAAAACUUAUUCAUCCUUGUA